Oppiella nova is the source of this 762-nucleotide messenger RNA. The record is from the annotation of a GenBank genome assembly. NCBI's taxonomy places the organism in Eukaryota, Metazoa, Arthropoda, Arachnida, Sarcoptiformes, Oppiidae.
UUGGGUGGAUUCUGGGGCUUAACUACACGUUUAGUAUCCUUUGCCAUAACCGCCAUAACCAUAGCCGCCAUCGACAAGGACGGCACCGCCGUAUCCCUUGCCAUAACCGCCACCAUAACCGCCAUCAUAACCACCAUAACCAUAACCGCCAUAACCACCAUCAUAGCCACCAUCAUAAGACUUCACAUAGGCGACUGGGGCGGCAAUAACCUUGAUGGUCUUCUGGACGGUGGUGUAGGCAUAGCCUCCGUAACCUUUGCCGUAACCUCCAUAUCCUCCAUCGUAACCACCAUAACCUCCAUAACCACUUCCAUAACCACCAUAACCGCCGUAUUUGCCGAGACCGUAGCCGCCAAUCAGGGCGUAUCCCCCAUAGCCCUUACCACCAUAACCACCAUAGCCUCCAUAGCCUCCGUAUCCAUAACCACCGUAUGUGGCGGUGGCGACAGCAAAGAGUGCGGACAAAGCGAUCUAAUUAUCUACAAUUUGGCCACAAUUAACUACGGGUGUAACGCAAAGUUUGGCGAAAAUGAUAUUGAAUGUAACAGCGCCUGUAAGGAUCAUGGGUACCAGAUCGGUCACUGCGAUAUUUACAUGAGAAGGUGCACCUGUUUCGGGUAUUACCUGCCCUAUCACCUGCUCACCCACACAGACAUGAGAGAUCACAAGGAAAUGGAUACUACGGACCAAUUGAUUAAUGAGGCCCAGGAGGAGGUGCCUGAGAAAGUGGCCGAUGAUAAAGAAUCCCAUGAAUCUAAUGAU